Arachis stenosperma is the source of this 1813-nucleotide messenger RNA. RefSeq names its product 3-ketoacyl-CoA synthase 1-like. NCBI's taxonomy places the organism in Eukaryota, Viridiplantae, Streptophyta, Magnoliopsida, Fabales, Fabaceae. Bases 138 to 1703 code for a protein of 521 amino acids. Gene Ontology annotation, biological process: fatty acid biosynthetic process. The record is from RefSeq and is a predicted model, not a curated record. Gene Ontology annotation, cellular component: membrane. Gene Ontology annotation, molecular function: acyltransferase activity, transferring groups other than amino-acyl groups. The transcript has a single exon.
AUCUAAAUUCAGAAGCAGAGCAGGUAGCACCCUCAGGAGAAGAAACACACCCUCUACCUUGCAGUGUAGCAUAAGCAAAUAUAUCUUACAAGAAGAAACACAAACAAACACAAAAAGAAAGCAAUACAGUAAGCUGAAUGGCUGCAGCUGGUAAUAGCAUAGACAUGGAUAAGGAGAGAUUAACGGCUGAGAUGGACUUCAGGGACUCUUCCUCCGCCGUCAUCAGAAUCCGUCGCCGGUUACCGGAUUUCCUACAAUCGGUGAAGCUCAAAUACGUCAAAUUGGGGUACGGCUACUCAUGCAACCCCGCCACCCUCCUCAUCUUUGCUCUCAUCCUCCCACUCCUCCUCUCACUCAUCGGCCUCAACCUCCACGACCUCCGCCUCGACACCCACGCGCUCACGCGCCUCGCCUUCUCCGCGGCCCUCCUCUUCCUCUUCGGCCUCUACUACGCCACGCGCCCAUCUCCUGUCUACCUCGUAGACUUCUCCUGCUACAAGCCCAGCAAGGAACGCAAAAUCUCCGUGGAAUCGUUCCUCAAGAUGACGGAGGAGAACGGCGCGUUCGACGAAAACGCCAUUCAGUUCCAGCGGCGGAUCUCCACCAAAUCCGGCCUCGGCGACGAGACCUACCUCCCGAGAGGGAUCACUUCCCGCCCUCCGAACCUGUCCAUGGAAGAAGCGCGCCUCGAAGCAGAAGCCGUUAUGUUCGGAGCACUGGACGCUCUGUUCGCCAAAACAGGGUUGAAUCCCAGAGACAUUGACAUCUUGAUCGUGAAUUGCAGCCUCUUCAACCCUACCCCUUCUCUCUCCGCCAUGAUCGUCAACCACUACAAGCUCAGGACCAACAUCAAGAGCUACAACCUGAGCGGCAUGGGAUGCAGCGCCGGAUUAAUCUCCAUCGACCUCGCCAAGGAUCUCCUCAAGGCGAACCCCAACUCCUACGCGGUGGUGGUGAGCACGGAGAACAUAACUCUGAACUGGUACUUCGGGAACGAGCGGUCCAUGCUCCUCUGCAACUGCAUUUUCAGGAUGGGCGGCGCCGCCGUGCUUCUGUCGAACAAGCGGCGGGACAGGGCGCGAUCCAAGUACGAGCUGGUUCACACGGUGAGGACACACAAGGGCGCGGACGACAAGAACUACAACUGCGUGUACCAGAGAGAAGACGAGACGGGGAAAAUUGGAGUGUGCCUAGCGAGGGAGCUGAUGGAGGUGGCCGGAGACGCACUGAAAACAAACAUAACGACUUUGGGGCCGUUGGUGCUGCCGCUUUCGGAGCAGUUGAUGUUCUUCAUGUCGUUGGUGAGGAGGAAAGUGAUGAAGGGGAGGAACAGGGUGAAGCCGUACAUACCGGACUUCAAGCUGGCGUUCGAGCACUUCUGCAUCCACGCGGGUGGGAGGGCGGUUCUUGAUGCGUUGCAGAAGAACCUGGGGCUGAGCGAGUGGCACAUGGAACCUUCCAGAAUGACGCUGCACCGCUUCGGGAACACUUCGAGUAGUUCCCUCUGGUACGAGCUGGCAUACACAGAGGCGAAGGGGAGGGUCAAGAAAGGCGACAGGGUUUGGCAGAUUGGAUUCGGCUCCGGCUUCAAGUGCAACAGCGCAGUCUGGAAGGCCCUCCGUGGACUGCCCGUACUCCAUGACUGGCGUGGCAACCCCUGGGACGAUUCCAUUCACACCUAUCCUCGUCACCCAUCCCCAUAGUUACCUUCUACCUCUCUUUAAUUGCUUAUUUUUAUUUAAUUAUCUACUGCGGGCCCAACGUGGUUGCAUAUUUGCAUCUCUUCAGCUUAAUUUACCAAACCGUUACCUAA